AAGUCCCGCCUCACAAGUGACUCUCCCCGGCCGGGACUUGAAGGUCUAAUAAAUAAAGGAACUUCUCUGUGUGGAGGAGGCAUUGCGGAGUUUGAGUUCAUUUUCGAAAUCAUACAAGGCGUAUAAAGCUUGUCAGAUUGUCUCAACGCUACGCGCCCAGUGAGACGUCACUGUUUGUUUUCCCUCAAUUCCGACCACCAAACUUUCACCCGGUCGGGCGGCAGCAUUGAGCUCACCAUGGCUGGGGAAGGCUCCGACCAGCGGGCGCUGCAGUAUGAGCAAACUCUGAUGUAUGGGCGCUACACCCAGGAGUUGGGGGUGUACGCUAAAGAAGAGGCAGCUCGAUUGAGGGAGAGUGGGCAGAGGCGUUCGGUCAGUGAGCGAACCAGAAACUUGGACCUGCUGGAAUAUGACAAAGGACGCUGUGCCAAAUGUCGCAUAUGCACAGUCCGCUGCCAGAAGUUCCUGAUCUCGAGGGUCGGGGAGGACUGGAUCUUCCUUAUCCUGUUGGGUCUCCUCAUGGCAUUGGUUAGCUGGGUAGUGGAUUUCUGCAUUGCCAUCUGUCUUCAAGCACAAAAGUGGAUGUAUGGUGGCCUGGACAGUAAUGUUUUCCUGCAGUACCUGGCUUGGGUCACAUACCCUGUAGUCCUCAUCACCUUCUCUGCUGGCUUCACUCAGAUUCUCGCGCCGCAGGCUGUUGGUUCAGGUAUUCCAGAGAUGAAGACAAUCUUGCGAGGUGUGGUGCUGAAGGAGUACCUUACCUUCAAAACCUUUGUGGCUAAAGUCAUCGGCUUAACCUGUGCCCUGGGCAGUGGAAUGCCACUGGGCAAGGAGGGUCCAUUUGUCCAUAUCGCCAGUUUGUGUGCAGCUCUCCUCAGCAAGUUUAUGUCUUUAUUUGGAGGAAUUUAUGAGAAUGAGUCAAGGAACAUUGAGAUGCUGGCAGCAGCCUGUGCAGUGGGAGUAGGCUGCUGCUUUGCAGCCCCAAUUGGAGGUGUCUUAUUCAGUAUUGAAGUAACAUCUACAUUCUUUGCGGUGAGGAACUAUUGGAGAGGUUUCUUUGCAGCUACCUUCAGUGCCUUCAUCUUCAGAGUACUUGCUGUUUGGAACAGAGAUGAAGAGACCAUCACAGCCCUUUUUAAAACUCGGUUUCGGCUAGAUUUCCCAUUUGACCUCCAGGAGCUUCCUGCUUUUGCUGUCAUUGGCAUUGCCAGUGGUUUUGGUGGAGCUUUGUUUGUGUACCUGAACCGUCUUAUUGUCCAAUUCAUGAGGAAUCAAAAGGCCAUCAAUAGAUUCCUCAUGAAAAAACGUCUUCUGUAUCCAGCACUGGUUACUUUACUAGUUUCCACGCUAACGUUUCCACCUGGCUUUGGACAGUUCAUGGCUGGCAAGCUCACCCAGAAGGAAUCGCUGGUGACAUUGUUUGAUAACCUCACUUGGGCCAAACAGGGCAUUGCUGAAGAGUUUGACUACAUCAGACACUCUCAAGCCUGGCAACAUCCGCAGGUCAACGUCUUUGUCACGCUUGUUAUCUUCAUUGUCAUGAAGUUCUGGAUGUCUGCCCUGGUCACAACUAUUCCAGUACCCUGUGGGGCCUUCAUGCCAGUAUUUGUUAUAGGGGCAGCAUUUGGUCGUCUGGUUGGUGAAAGCAUGGCAGCCUGGUUCCCAGAUGGCAUAAACACAGAUGACACCAUCUAUCCCAUUGUACCAGGAGGCUACGCUGUUGUUGGUGCAGCAGCAUUGUCAGGAGCGGUCACCCAUACAGUUUCCACUGCAGUGAUUGUGUUCGAGCUGACUGGGCAGAUCUCUCAUAUCCUGCCUGUAAUGAUAGCAGUGAUUCUCGCCAAUGCAGUGGCACAAUCCCUGCAGCCCUCCCUCUACGAUUCGAUCAUCCGGAUCAAGAAACUACCUUAUCUCCCAGAGCUAGGAUGGGGACACCAUGAGAAGUACAAUAUUCGUGUGGAGGACAUCAUGGUGAGGGACGUGCGCUAUAUUACACUCAACUGCUCUUAUAGAGACCUGCAUAAUGUCCUGCUGACAGGCAACCUCAAAACUCUGGCACUGGUGGAAUCAGCUGCGUCCAUGAUUCUCCUGGGCUCCAUUGAGCGUGCUCAGCUUCAGUCACUGCUCUCAAUGCAGUUAGGGCGCCGUCGACGCCUUGAGUUCAUCAGAGAGCGGGCAACAGCAGAGAAGAAGCGCCUGUCUGUUGUCUCCACCAACUCUGCCUGUGAAGAUAACCACCAGAGAACAAGUCAGGAGGUCCGCUUCCAGAUCUCAACUGAAAAAUCAUCAUUCAGUCCUACACAUCCAGUUACUCAAAAGCCCCUGAAACCUGCUCUAAAAAGACCCUCCGUAGUGGAGCGGCCCACUGAUAUCCCCAUCGGCUCGCAGGAUCAUUCGAGCAACUCUAGUCUAAAGAACUUGUUUUGUGUCAGUCCAGAUGCAGAAGUAAUGGAGGAUGAUGGUGAUGUGGAAGAUGAUAUGACGAUCAGAGAGAUUGCAGAGUGGGAAGAGAUGCAGCUUGAUGAGCAGGUCAACUUUAACAAUUGCAAGAUUGACCCUGCCCCAUUCCAGCUCGUGGAGCGCACGUCAUUGCAUAAGACCCACACUAUAUUUUCGCUGCUAGGGCUCGACCACGCCUAUGUCACGAGUAUUGGGCGUCUCAUCGGGGUGGUUUCCCUGAAAGAGCUUCGCAAAGCAAUCGAGGGUUCUGUGACGGUGAAAGGCGUGAAGGUGCGUCCACCUCUGGCUAGCUUCCGGGACAGUGGGACAAGCAGCAGCGAGAAUGAGGCUACAGAGCUUCACAAGCUAUGGGAUCACCAAAAGAGCACAUCGCUGCCCGGUGAACUCACCCCAUCCGAGUCCGAGGAAAAGUCCCAGUAAUGCCUGUAAUAGAGGGAGGAAACAUCAAAGGGGGAUUUGCCGACGUCCGGAACUAAAUAGUGGAAAGAGUUCUACUGCUCUGCCAAUCUUCUUUUGUCAUCCUCCCACACUGUUUCCAAAAUUCUACAGGAAACUCACAAGCUCUAUUCCAGACACUCUACAGAGUAGAAUACAUCACAACCUGUGCCCUCUCAUGGUCAAGUUUUUUUUUUUUUUUUUUAAGGGAUGCUUAUGCAAACGUCGUUUGGUUCAUAUAUCUCAUAUUGUCGUGAGAAUGGUGACCCAGUCUUCCAUUUGGUCUUCCAUUGUAGGUACUGUAAGUAUGAAAGCAGAGCUGAUACUGUAUGCAUGUUUGCUUAGGGAGGCAGACAUGCUGUAUUUUUGUUGUUGUAGUUGUUGUUCUAUUGUCUCACUCUACUUUUUUUCUUUUUUUUAAUGGCACUAUUUUUCACACUGGAAAGGUGAAUUGUUGGCGUUCUCACCACUACAAGAUUAUGAACGACGCAAGCUGUCAUGCCCAAGUUGAAUAAUGUACACUCCUUUCCCGUGAGUCGCCACAGACAUAUGGUACACACAAACAUGACUGCGGCAAUGCUCUGUCUUUCAUCUAAAUAUAGCUCUUACCGAUCGCCGACGGUUGAGAGGACGAUAAUGGGAGGAAGUGACCAAGGGAGGGAGAGAAUGAGUAACAGGAAAUAAAUGGACGGCGGUAAGAUUGAACCUGUCAUAACGCAACGAGGUGCUCGAAGCCUCCCUAUCUAUCCAUCUUUGAUCACCAUAUUAGCUAACGUCCAUUACUAUGUGAAGGCCCCACCCUAAGAUACAGUAUAAGACAUGAAGCAGCUCACUGAAUACAAUCGAAGUUGAAACACUAAAUGAAAUCAAUAAGUAAUCAAUGGAAAAAUUUUGUAAGUUCAUUUAAAAGAAAAAAAAAUCACCUUUCAUUGCCACUAAAUUAUUGCUCCAGCUAUCAGCAUCAAUGUUUUGUCAGCAUGAUUUCUGACAUGGUCUGUAAGUAAUGUGUAUUUAAUAUUUAAUGUGGGCCAAAUGGAAAGAAAACACAGAUUUGUCUUUCUUGUCCUCUAUGGGAAGGACAACCCACAAAAAUGUUGUUGUUGUCAACAAUACACGGUUGUCCUCCAUACCGUAAUUUUCGUUUGUUUGCUUGUGUUCAUGGUGGCCACUGAAGGCAAAACACCAUCAGUGUAGAUUUGUAUGUGAUGAAGUGUGCUUACAGUAUUUGAUUGGCGUACUCCGUCCAUCUAAUCAGCUUCAUUUUCUGAUUCAGAAAUCGUCCGAUUUUUUUUAUUUUAUUAUUUUUUUUAAGAAGCAGGUGUUUGUGGUCUAACAUUUUGAUACUCUAAGAUGAAAUCGGAAUUUUUCUUACCCAAUCCAUAAUAUUUGACUGUUCUUUUUUUAAGAGUCUUGGGUAGUUUUAUAUUAAAUGGUCUAAUUAUUUUAAUGUUCUGUUGUCUUUUGAUGUACUGUACAAAAAUACCUGUGGUUGCUGAUCAAAUGGGGCCAUCGCGCUGGCAGCUCAACCCGUUAUUGUUUAAUAUUCCCGAUGCCAAGAAAAGCUCUUUUCGAAGGGACCAGCAUGGUUUUUGUCUGUGUGUGUGUUUCUGUGUGCGUGUGUGUGUGUCUGUUUUUGUGCAUGUCCGUGUGUGGGUCUGUGUGUCGGUGCUCUUCACGUAACAGUAGUUGACUGUGGAUAUGAUGGAGGAGUUAUGUACAUGAGUUACUUCACAGGUGGGGAGACUCCUCCAAGAGUUGCACAAAUAGACAAAGCAGCCAGUGUCUUACACGUCAACCACAGAAACUCCAAAUCCACUAGCAGGUUUUAUUUUAUUUUUGAUUCUAUUUUUUUUCCCAUUCAAUGCAUUAAACACUGCAAAAAAUGCUAAUUUUACCAAGUGAAUUUCUUUUUUUAUUUUCAACUGAAAGCGUCUUAUUUUAGGACAGAAGUUUUCAGCAAGACAAAAAAAUACUGGUUUAUAGAACCAAAAAAAAUCUGCCAAUAUAACCCACACGAAUUGACCUAUUUUAAUGUCUCAUUUUGUGUGAAAAAAAAAACUGCCAAUGGAACUAAUUUAACCUGAAAAUACACUUAAAAUAAGAUUUAGCAUCAACAAAUGUUUUUCUGCUGUUGAAAACUUUGAAAACAGGAAAAUCUGUCUUAAAAUAAGUAUGUUUUCACGAGAAACAAGAAAUUCACUUGGUAAGAUUUACUUUUUUGCAGUGUAGUGUGCUUUGUUAGCCUUAAUCUCGUAAACAUUCAACUACUUUUCAUUUGACCACACAGAUGCAGACAUCGAUAGAUGUGUAUUGAUUAGUCGGGAGUAAUCAAUCAAAGUCGGUCUGGAUUGUUUUAUUGUUUCCAUUUCUUAUGGAUUAUCUACACGUAGAUAAUCAAAUUGUGUAAUAACUUGUGCAUCUCACGUAACCCUGUUUUGAUCGAUGACAUGAAUGCCAAGAUAACCUUAUUUUUACUUUUGAAAAAAACAAAACUUUGAAGUGUAAGAAUAUAUAGCAUUGGCAGUGAGCCACACAUGAGCUUGUGACCAAGUUUGACAAUUGCAAGGAGUUUCCUCGAACCUUUAAUAAUACCAGUAAAGAUGUUACUAAAAUCAACAUGUAUAUGACUGUUUUUAAACUUUCAAGUACGUUGCAUGUAUAAAUACACCAGAUUGGCAAAAUGUGCUGAUGCCUUCAUCUCUUCGGCGCUGUACAACACUCCACUCCAUUGGGAAUACUGUGGACGAGUUUUUGGAGUGAAUCUGUGAUAGUUGAUGAAGAGGUCUUUCCCAGGACUUCUGUCCAUUAUAGUAGUGUAUUGCAGUACCAGGUCUUUGGGGAAACAGUCAUGGUUUGCUUUUAUAUUAUAGGACCUUUGGUUACACGUCCUGCACAAAGAGUAGUUGACACGCUCACACAGUGAUGGAUUUUUUUUUUUGUCAUGGUCCAGCCAAAUUCUUCCUGAAGUCAGCUGAUCUUUGAUUUAAACGUACACAUGAGUUUUUUAGAGGAAUCUUAAAUCCACCAUUUCAGGCUCUUUGGGAGAAAACACACAGAGCGAGAGCAACAAUAUCCAGAGAUAUUUUUCACAAUGGAAAAAAAAAAAGUUUUGUAUAUGAGGGAUGA
Syngnathoides biaculeatus (alligator pipefish) is the source of this 6021-nucleotide messenger RNA. Its product is annotated as chloride channel protein 2-like. Gene Ontology annotation, biological process: transmembrane transport; chloride transport. NCBI's taxonomy places the organism in Eukaryota, Metazoa, Chordata, Actinopteri, Syngnathiformes, Syngnathidae. The coding region runs from base 238 to 2880 and encodes 880 amino acids. Gene Ontology annotation, molecular function: voltage-gated chloride channel activity. The transcript has 23 exons. Gene Ontology annotation, cellular component: membrane. The record is from RefSeq and is a predicted model, not a curated record.